This is a messenger RNA of Solea solea (common sole), 3962 nucleotides long. It is a transcript of the gene eif4enif1, whose product is annotated as eukaryotic translation initiation factor 4E nuclear import factor 1. Gene Ontology annotation, cellular component: cytoplasm; nucleus. NCBI's taxonomy places the organism in Eukaryota, Metazoa, Chordata, Actinopteri, Pleuronectiformes, Soleidae. The transcript is spliced from 19 exons. The record is from RefSeq and is a predicted model, not a curated record. Gene Ontology annotation, biological process: negative regulation of translation. The coding region runs from base 326 to 3232 and encodes 968 amino acids. Gene Ontology annotation, molecular function: mRNA binding.
UCAGAGGAAAACUGAGGCUACGACUUAGAAAACAUAGAAAGAUCCGUCAAUUAUUUAAGAUUAUAUAGUCUCCUUGUCAAUUUGUUUGUUAUUUAAACCCGUGUUGUUUUGUAAACCCUAACAUACCCACUGUGUUUCCUGAAAACUCUGCAACAACUCAACCGGCACUGAGACUUGGUAGUCGCUGAGUGGGCAUUAUCCCCAUUCCUUAGCUAGUUAGCUAGCUAGCUAAAGGUGCUAGUUUAGCUAGCUAGCUAACUAACUAUCGUGAAUUCACGGUGCUCAGCUCGACCAGUUCUCAGCACAACGUCCAAACCGAUUUAUCAUGGAGAACGAUGCUUGUGUUGAGCAGAAAAUUGUCGCCGCAGCUGUGGAUCAAGUAAAGCAGCAGCUUACACCCGCAGCUCCUUACAGAUACACAAAGGAAGAGCUUCUUGAAAUCAAACAAUUGCCAGUCUCCAAUGAAAGGCCAGAAUGUCUCUGUGAGAAAUACGACAGUGAUGGUGUCUGGGACCCUGAGAAGUGGCAUGCCUCACUGUAUCCCGCUUCAGAGCGGAGCUCACCAGUGGAUGGUUUUAAGAAGGACUAUGUUGAUGACAGAGUUCCCCUGAAACGAAGAAUCCCAGAUCCUCGUGAGCGACUAAAGGAGGAUGAUCUGGACGUCAUACUGAGCCCACAGCGACGCAGCUUUGGAGGUGGAUGUCAGGGCAGUGCUGCACCCGCGCCCCACAUCCGUCGCCCAAUCAGCCCGCUGGAAAAUAAGGAGAAUGAAAGUCUUCGUCUAGGAGGGGCACGAAGAAUCGGCAGUGGGCGCAUCAUUGCUGCCCGAGCCUUUGAGAGAGAAGCCCGUGCAGAAAAAGAACGGGAACGUGAGCGAGAAUAUAAAGAUAAAAGAUUCAGGAGAGAUUUUGGUGACAAACGUGUCUUCAGUGAAAGAAGAAGGAAUGACUCAUACGCAGAGGAAGAGCCAGAGUGGUUCUCUGGGGGCCCAACAAGCCAGUCUGAAACGAUUGAACUCAUUGGAUUUGAUGACAAAAUCCUGGAAGAUGACAAACGCAGGUCCAAGCGGUCAAGAAAGCGAACGGAGUCUGUGAAAGAAGUGGAAUGUAAUGGUGGGCAAGUGGAAGGGCAACAUGUGCAGUCUACAGCUGAUCAAGAGGUUCCCCACCCUGAUGUUCUGCCAGAGCAGUCGACUGGAGACUUUGACUUCAAUGAGUUCUUCAAUCUGGAGAAGACUAUGCCAGGACUGGCUUCGAUGAUAGAGGAUGUUUUGGGGGAGGGCCCUGUAUCAGCCAGCCGCUUCAGUCAGUGGUUCUCAAGUAACAUGAGCCCUUCAGGCAGCCAGUCCAGUAGUCUGAGGUCUACUCCUCAUGAGGAGCUGGAAAAACUUGCAGGGCUUGAACCCUGUGGUACCAACCAAGAUCCUGCCUCCUUCUUUACACCUAUUCAGUCAUCGGAUUGCAGGGAGAAGGUGGACAUCCUGGAGUUGCUGCACAAAGCCAAGAUCGACCUGAAGCCUCUUCUGUCCACCCUAUCAGUAAAUAAAGCUCGGCUCCGGGAGAACACUUCCACUGGAGUGGUGCUCUCGCUCGAGGAGGUGGAGGGGGAGAUGAAGGGGAUGAAGUUGGGCUCAGGACCCCAGGCACGAAAGGUUCCACCUCCACAGAGGGGAAAUGGUACACCCUUCAUGGCUGAGCAUUUAGAGGAGGCCUUGACCGGUUGCUCCAGUGUCCGGCCACGAUCACGUGACACCGACAUGUCGGCCUUUAAUAAACUAGUCAGCAGUAUGAAGGCAAGUGGAACUCUGCCAUCUCUCCCCAAAACCAACACCAACAAUAUUUCUCAUUGUGCAAUGCAGCAACCAUCAGAAUCAACUCCAGUGACCUUGUCUGAAUCCCAGGUGCCUGCACAGCAGCAGAAUAACAUAUUCCAGGAGCUCUUGGGUGGUCCUGUUCGUAGUGGUUCCCCUAUGCUACUUGGCAAUCUGUUGGGCAGCUCUGAGGGCCCAACAUCCUCUGGCCCUCUUCAUGGCCUACUACACAAGGGCCCUUCACCGCCUCUCUUUCCACAGAGGGCACCUUCACCUGACUACUUCAACAGUCGAUUGCAACAUACAGCUGGUUUUCCUGUUGGUCCCCAGCCCAUGCUACCAGGACAUUUUGGUGACAUACACAGGUCCAUCAGUCCUGGAUCUGCUGCACAACAGAUGAGGGUGAUCUCAGUGCCCGUGAAUCAGGCUGACCUGGAGGCACUGGCAUUCCAGCAGGACCUUGCUCUACAUGCUCAUCACACAUUUCAGUCCAACUACAACAAACCACCUAUGGACAAGUCUUUUAGAAAUCGACCACAACGUGUUAAUCGCUCCCCUGGUCCAGGCUCUCAACCUGCGGGGAGAAACUCUCCAGGCAACCCUGUCACCAGCAUGUUGUCUCCUUCAUUUACACCCACAUCUGUAAUACGCAAAAUGUACGCAACAAAAGAGAAGAGCAAAGAUGAACCAUUUAGUCGUUCGGAAAACAAGGAGGACGGAACAGCACACUCUCAUGAUGACCGAAGCUCUCCAAAUCUAUACCUGGAAGCGAUUGAGGGGAAUGCAGCCCAGGUUGGGGGAGCAAAGGCCGCCUCGCACACUUUACAAAGCAAGGACCAGGAGCGUCUCAGGCCUGGCUCUGCAGGAUGCCAUACAUCAACCAUGGCACCUCCCGGAGCAUCUUCAUCUUUUCCUCGGCCAAUUUACCCAGUACCGUUGUUAUCCCCCCAUGUACCCAUGGUACGUCCUCCUCCUCCCCCCCAGCUCCACCCGAAUGUGGUUCAGCGAAUGCUGGCCCAGGGUAUCCAGCCCCAGCAGCUUGGACCUGCUCUUGUGCAAGCCGGCAUAUUUCCACCACAUGUUGACCUUGCACAACUUCAAGGCUUGCCUCCUGCCCUUCUUGGACAACCGCUGUACCCACUAAAUGCACCCGGACAUCCACUUCUACCUCCUAGAGCCAGUACUCAGAUGCAGUUAGCAGUAAUGCAACAGCAACUUCAGCAACAGAGACCAAUUCAUCCAAGUGUUCAAGGCCAUCUGUCACAGAGCCAAGGCCCCCACCGGACGAAUGGCUCUCAGGGACACGGAGGCCCCCCCCCUCUAGGCCUUGCAAAGUGGUUUGGAACAGAUGUUUUGGAACAGCCACUCCCCUCAAUGCCGGCCAAGGUCAUAAGUGUAGAUGAAUUGGAGUUGCGGCCAUAAAAAAUAACUGUGCUUGAUGGCAAGAUAUAUAUAUUUUUCCUUUUUUUUUUUUUUGGGCAGAUCUCCUCCACCUCGUUACCAUAGAAAUGUGAAUUUUAAUUUGAAAGACAGUGCACAGAACUGGAUAGUAUAACAUGUCAUUUCUUCAACCCUGAAAUCACUGCUUUGAAGAGGUGAUUGAUGGAGAUGUUUUUUGUAGCAGAGUGAAUUUUUUUUUUUUUUGUAUUAGAUAAUGCACAGUAAAUAUUGUAUAGGCCUAAUUGUACAGACCAUGGAAAACGAUGUUAUGCUCCCUGUAAAUAAGUAUGGUGGUUUGGUUUCUUCUUGUCUGGGUAUGGGGAAGGUAAAAGUCCUGCAAUUCAAUUCAACCAAAAUUGAGAUGUUACCAAGAGCUGUUAGCAUUCCUCUGUCUUGUCUACCCCUGACCCUCCCCUCUCCACGCAUUGAGAAAGGGCCACUGCUAAUGACAAAUAUUAGAUUUGAGUAAUUUUGUGGUAUGGCUUGUGGCCUUUUUCUGUAGAGGUGACUGGUAGGAGCAUUACAAGACAACUCCAGGCAAUGUUUGUGCCUUUUUUUUUCUUUUCUCUUUAAAUGUAUCCUCUCCCAUCCAUGUCACUAUUGGGGACAGCACUACUCUCACUGUCAAUUUUUUUGAGGGUGUUUGGGAUGCAGUUAAUGUGCUUAAAGCACAAAUAGAAUUAAUAAAUAAAACUUAAGUAAAAUGGUUUAA